This is a messenger RNA of Lagopus muta (rock ptarmigan), 9721 nucleotides long. Its product is annotated as NACHT, LRR and PYD domains-containing protein 1b allele 2-like. The transcript has 14 exons. Gene Ontology annotation, biological process: innate immune response; regulation of apoptotic process; inflammatory response. The coding region runs from base 5318 to 7357 and encodes 679 amino acids. The record is from RefSeq and is a predicted model, not a curated record. Lineage: Eukaryota; Metazoa; Chordata; Aves; Galliformes; Phasianidae.
GGAGGCCUGGGCGCGUUUUGGGGGCCGCUUGUGGCUGGGGGAAGCGGGGGUCUCGCGGGGCUGAGGGCGGCACGGGGCUGUUUGUUGGGGUGCUCCUGUUGGACUCGGGGCGAGGGUCUGGCAGUGGCACGCGGCCGGGGGUCUGCAUGCCUGAUGGAGUCCGUUCCCGACCUCGAGUCCUCUUGCAGGACUGUUUCUUUCUCAGAACCCUAUCCUGAACCGAAAUCCUUGAUGUACCCAAGUCUAACGCCAACCCCUGCUCUGGUUAAUGUGAAAAGGGCGCAAAAGGGAAUCUUAGUGACCUUCACCUUCCUUAGGCAGGCUUUUCAGUGCCCCACUUGCACAGGGUGCCUACUCUGUCUCAAAGCCCUUUCUCUACCCCAGCCCCAAAGCAAAAUCCCUCUCUUUGCUCCUCUUCCAGGGGCACAUUCAGAGAAAUUCUCGCAGUGAAAGGCUCUGAGCUGCCUUGGUGGGUGUGGGGAGAGCAGUGGAUGUUGUCUACCUUGACUUCUGCAAGGCUUUUGCCACUGUCUCCCACGACAUCCUUGUUAUGAACCUUAGCAAGUGUGGGGUAGAUGAGAGGAUUGGCAUCUAGCUGACUGGUAGAGCUCAGAGGGUUGUUGUCAGCGGUGCAGCCUGGUUUAGGGCUGCAUCUGGGGAUGUUCCUUAGGAGUCAGUGCUGGGUCCAGUCUUGUUCAGCAUCUUCAUCAAUGGCCCCAGGAUGGUUGAGGCAAAUCUGAUGCAAAUCUGGGAGCAGUGGCUGACAUACUGGCAGGCUGUACUGCAAUUCAGCAAGGCCUGAGCAGGAUGGAGAGUUGGGCAGGGAGGAACCUGGUGGAGUUUAACAAGAGCAAGUGUUGAGUCUCUCACCUGUGGAGGAAUAAAUGCAUGUGUGUCAGGUUGUGUUUUUGCUGUAGAAGCUUCCAGUACCAAGUUACGGAACUUACAAUUUUCUUACAGAAUGGCUGCAUAGGUUAAAAUGGCUGGCUAGGUUGUUUUUCACUAUGAAGAUGCUGAGCAGCAGGAUAGAGGGGAGGCUGUGAUGCCCUGAGCGUGGCAAGAAAUUAAUCCAGAGAGUUUGGGCAAUACCCACUGUGAUCACAGAUGGACAAUGCAAGCUUUUGCAAAGAAAUAUGCAUGGGAAAGACUGCUAAAUAAUUGUAAAUGUAUAAUUAAAUUUAUGCUUGCUAGCACAGCAUAACAGGUAUCAUAAAUCAGGCAUUGGAGUUUAGUAACCUUUAGGUAUUUUCUGAUCUGGGUUUCUUCUUAAACACGGCUUUCAUAUGUAAAAGGAAAGGAAAAAUACAGAGCAGGGGAAGGAAAGCCUGGCGCAGGAUAAAACAGGCUCAACAGUUUCAGGACAUAUUGCCCUCCGAUGUCCAUGGAAAUGGACAAAAUGAUCCUAAAAGCAAUAGGUUGAUGAUGGACCUCGUGUGGAAAAAUGGAUUAAUAGAUGCAUCGUGUAAGCCUGGAGUGCCCACCCAGUAGGGAAACAGAAUCUGCUGUGAUGGGAGAAAGGGAUAUAAUGACAAGUGUUUCACUUAUCCAGUGCCAUUUUCUCCCUUGUUAGGAGCGGUGCAUGCCUGCUGUUGCAACAAAUGAAAAAACCUUUGCUGCUUCACUGCAAUCUUUGCCUGAACAACAAUGAUGGCAGCUGGGUGUUUCUCACACGUGUUCCUGUGCAGGUUGGGGCACGAGCUGCUGCAGAGGAGCUCUGUGCAGAAGGAGCUGGGGUGUGGAUGACAGGUCGGCCUUGAGCCAGCAGUGCGCUCUGGUGGCCAAGAAGGCCGAGGGCAUCCUGGGGUGCAUGAAAAGCAUGAAAUGCUGCUGUACCCUGGUGAGGCCACAUUUAGAAUAGCACGACUGGCUCUGGGCUCCCCAGUUCAAAAAAGACAGGGAUCUCCUAGGAGGAGUUCAUCAGAGGGUGACAAAGGCAAUAAAGGGCUGGAGCAUCUCCCAUAGGAGGAAAGGCUGGUGACCUUGGCCUGCUCAGCCUGGGGAAAAGACGACUGAGGGGGUUCUGAUGAAUGUUUAUCAAUAUUUAAAGCGAGGUGGGAGGCAAAUGGUAGGGGCCAGGCUCUUCUUGGUGUGCAGUGGUAGGACGAGGAGCAACGGUCUAAAGCUUGAACAUAAGGAGUUCCAUGCAGACACGUGGAAGAACUUCUGUACAGUAAGGGUAAUGAAGCACCAGAGCAGGUUGCUCAGAGACGAGGUGGAGUCUCCUUCUCUGAUGGUGUUCAAGAUCCAUUCAAGAUGGUAUUCAAGAUCAAGAACCUGCUUGAGCAGGGGAGUUGGACUCGAUGAUCUCUUCAGGUCCCUUCCAAUCCCAUUCCAAUCAAUUCUGUGAUUCUGUGAAUCAGAAUUGGAGAAUCUAGAAGUGCUGAAUGAUCGUGGAAACAUCGUAGCAUCUACAAUCUUGGAAAUACAGUCAAGAUACACAGCACUGUGAUAGAAUGGAGGCAAAAAAUUACCCUUAAUUGCCCUUGAAGUACUCUGAAAUCAAGGAGUCUACAAUCCUCGCAGAACUUGACUCAGGCAAGCAAACACUAAGGACCUCAGCCUUUCCCUCCCUGCAUUCCCCCCACAUCUCAGAAAGGAUGAGAAUUCUCCUGUGUCCUCCUUCAGUUGCUGAUAUACUUAGAGCAGCGUUUUUAAUUGUCCUUAAUGGCAGAAGGCAGACGAAGCUCCAGCUGUGCUUUGCCCUCCUAAUUUCUCCCUGUGGGGCCUUACAGCACCUUUGCAGUCCUAAUUUGGUGCUGGGCAGAAGCAGAUCAGCAUUAACAGGAGUUGGUGGGCACAGUUUGCUUCCUCAGAGGGAAAUUUUGCAGGGGGGGAGCUCACAACUGAUGGCAUGGAACAGCAUCACUUUGCACUGCUUAUGGGAUGGCUCAUCUCAGAAGUCAAAGCACUGCAAGUUGCAAGCGCUCAGAGGUUUGCUUCCUCAAAAGAUGUACUUUAAAUUCCAUUUCUAAUACUGAACUUAACACAGGGAGGGAACUGAGGUUUAUGAUCUUCCUGAAAGGCAUCCAGCACCACCGUGCCCUUCUCAAAGCCUCCUUUGGUGGGGAAGUCUCUGACUCUCAGGAAUGCGGUUGGAGACGCAGCAGCACACCGCUGUGGUUAAAAGCUGUGAGUCCACUCUGUUGUUCAGCACUGCUCUCUUCAUACAUGUUAACAGAGCGUUCUGCAGAAUACUCUGACCGUUCACAAGGGCGCUUAUCCACUCAGAGCUGUGAGACCUUCUUUCUUCUUCCAAAGGUGUCCUUGGUUCUCAUGCUGCUCAUCUUGCUCCACAGCUGCUGCUCUGAACAGUUUCUCUUGUAUUCCCACCUCCUUUGGCAUAAUUCAUGGAAGGAAGAGUGCUCACGUGCACUACACAAACAAAAAGAGCAUCUCUGACCUCAUAGACUCGCACAUUGCCAUGCUAAUACUCCAUGGGAGAAACAUAAAAUUACCCCAUUUUUUUUCUGCAAUUGAUCUGUCUCCUUUUUCCACACCAAGCAUAUAUUCAAAAAUUUCAUUUGCAGCAAAAACGUGGAGGCUAAAGUUAAAACACAGCAACAACAAACACGCUACUUUACACGUAGAGAUUUGGGAAUGUGUGCUGUCUAUGAGGAUGGAGUUCUAUCCUUCAGCAUCCCAACAGCCCGUCUGCUUUAAAGCACAGCACUCGAGCGAUUUUUUCAAGCUGCUGUUGUGUUCUGACUCUCUGACUCUGGAUUCUCCGAUUUCUUGAUUGUGAAUGCACAAAGCUGUGCUCAGAAACAGCCCCUCGUGUGUCAUUCCAGUUCCUUCCCCUGCAUUGUGUCACCCAGCUCUGGGAACCCUGCUUUUGGAUCAGAUCCUGCAGGCAGCAGAGCUCUUCCCGUAAGAAUGCUCAAAGACCAGAAGUGAAAGCAAAAUUGACAGAUUGCACAUAACGUCCAGCAGCGGAGCAUCCGGCAGCAGAACACCCUCAGUGGGGCUCAGGCCGCAGCUGCUGCAAAGCCUGCGGUCCCUUGGUGCCCGGGGAUGCUUUCACCUUCAUCUUCUCCUCUGAGGAUGGAAUGAGCGACUCGUGAUCCCAUGGAGUCUGAGUCUAGGUGAUAAAAUGAUGAACAGCUGAUCGCCGAGGCUCUGGGUGAGUGAGAAGUCGGGGGAGCUGAGGGUUCUAGGUAGUAAGAAAGCUGUGCUAAUUGCUGGAAGUUCUGUGCAACAGCCAUCUAUGCUAAAGCUAGAAGCUGUAGGUAAUGGUAAGCAGUGCUGCUUGCUAGAAUGUUGAUGGAUUCCUGCACUCAGCUUGUAACCAGGGCCCUGAGGUCUGUCCUCACACCUGCCAGGGGUUCCACAGUGGGAUAAGCAGUGGCUCAUGGCAAUCCCAAUGCCCUGUAAGCCCACGACUGUGUGCACAGCUGUGCGUGAGAGUGGCUGGGACAGAAACAUCUGGGGGAGCUGGGAGGAGUGCAGUGGGGAAGUAAUUGUUUCCACAUGGAUAUUAUAGCAGGACUAGGGGAAAUGGAUCCAAGUUGGAGGAGGGAAGAUUGAGGUUGGAUGUGAGGGGGAAGUUCUUUACAAGGAGAGCGGUUGGGCCCUGGAACGGGCUGCCCAGGGAGGUUGUGGAUGCCCCGUCCUUGGACGUGGUCAAGGCCAGGUUGGACGGGGUCCUGGGCAACCUGAUGUGAAUGUGGAUGUUUGGUGGCCCUGCCAGGCAGGGGGUUGGAGCUGCAUGAUCCUUGGGGUCCCUUCCAACCCGGGUGAUUGAUUCUGUGAUUGAUGAUUCAGCAGCAACUGUGACAGAGCAACAAAACUCCCCUGCUCCGUACGCACGUUCCAGAAUUAGGAACUGCUGAACUCGAAGCAGGUAUUGUAAAUACUUUGGCCUGGCUUGAUGUGAUGCAGACUGUUCCUUUAAACAACUUGAGCUCUGAAAUUGAAUUGUAUGUAUAAUUAACCAUUCAGAAUUAUUGGGCUUUAGGUGAUCCUUUAGCACUGCCAGGUGGAACACCAUCUGUUGGAUUAUGCUAAAUUAUCAAAUUACCCUAAUCUAAACAAGGCAAACACAAGAUAAAUGUCAUCCAGACCCAGGUUCUCACUUUUCACCAAAUGGUUCCGGAGCGGCCCUUGGUGAAGAGCCUAACAGCUGUUUGCUCUUGCCUCUGGUCCUAAAAUCUUGGUGGAAGCUCCUGUUGUAAGCACAGCACGGUAACCAGUCAUUCUGGAGGAAUUCCCAGAAGAAGGUUCUUGUUCCCAUUGAAUCAGGUGAGAGUCCCAAAUAUCCUCCUGCUGUAGAGAACUGCAUUUCCAAAGCCUCUUCACUGCAGCAGCACCGUGCUGAGCAAUGGCAUCAGGAGGCAGGAAGGAGAAUGCAGUGGCUGAGCUCCUAUGGUACAGCCUGGAGCAACUGGAGAAGCAUGCUCUCACAGAGUUCAAGGCUGAACUCAGCAAGAUCCAGCCUAAGGAGGGGUACGAGCGCAUCGAGCUGGACGCUGUGACGGAUCUGUCGCCAGCAGCGCUCGCCACCUUGCUGUGCAGCCACUUUGGGCAGUCCCACUGCGUGGAGGUGACAGCAGACGUGCUGUGGGCCAUGGGAUGGAUGGCUCUGGCCAACGAUCUCCUGGACAAGCUGAACCAGGGGGCAAGGUUUGUUGAAUGGAGCAGUGACCUCCUAAUCCAGAAAGUCUAUAACGUGGAUGGGACCAUGAAGGAACUCCUCCAGGAAGGUGUGCUGAGCUCUGAGCAGCAUGACAGCAUCGUGGCAGAGAGCACCAACCUGAAUAGAAUGCAGAAGCUCUAUGAACUGGUGCCAGCAUGGGACGUCACAGCCAAAUAUUGCCUGUAUGAUGUACUGAUGAGAAAUAAUCCCUCCAUCUUCUUGCAAUAUUUAGCAGAUACCAGGGCUGAAUCAUGCUUUGAUGAGUUCACGAUCGAAGAACAAGAUAUCUCCUGGGCCGGUCCUGUGACACAUCCAGGUGAGAUGGAAAUGCCAGAUAUCUCCUGGGCCGGUCCUGUGACACAUCCAGGUGAGAUGGAAAUGCCAGACAUCUGCCUGUCCAGUUCUGUGAUCUGUCCAGGUGGGAUAGAAGAAGCAGCAAUAUCUGCGAGCACAGAUACAAAUUGGAGGAAACUGAUGGGAAAUCAAAAUCUGCUCACACCGUGUGCGCCUGCAGAACAUGAGCCUCCACAGAUGGAGAGUGACAGCGGCACACACUCAGGUGCCAAAUGCAUGGCGUGUCCCUGGCCAGAGGAUGACAGGGCAGAAGAAGUGAAGCCAGAGAUUACUGGAGGCAAAGAAGGCAAGAAAGAGAAAUACAGAGCUCAUUUCCCUCGGGCCGGUUUCUUCCGCUGUGCUGAGACAGAGCUCAAGUUCCUGGUGAGGACGGCCACCACUGUUGAGUACGAGUACUCCUUCUGGGAACGUCACCUGCCUGAUGGGAUCCCCGCUGGAUGGAUGGAGGCUGGACCGGUGUUCGACAUCCGUGCUACGCUGGGGGCUGUCGAGGCCGUUCAUCUCCCUCAUUUCCUGUGUCUCGCAGAGGGAAAUGUGAACACGUCUGAGAUGCGUAUCGGCCAUGUUGUCAAUGGGAACCUGCUCCUGGAGAAGCCUGAUGCAGUGAAGCCAUUCCAUGCAGAGUUGAGGGACCCCAGUUUCUCCCCCAUGGGAGUCAUCUUGCUUUCUGCCGCAUUCCCCUUCAUCCCCGUGCACUCCCUUGUGCCGCUCUACCGUGUCAUCAGGGCUGCCGACAUCACCCUUCACCUCUACCUCAUCCCCAACAACCACGGCCUGGAAAAGGUGGUGGACAAGGAUGAGAAGAGACGAGGCCAUUCACUCUUGGUGAACAAACCUCCCCAGACCAAACGACCGCUGAACUUUAACACAUGGUACCGCGUAUCUGGUCCUUCACAGGCAGAGAUAAACCCUCAAGAGCUGAAAUUUGUCUACCUGACAUCAGACAGCCGCCAGCUCCACACUGAGAUCUACAACAAAGACCUGCAGGAGGGAAUGCAGCUCACUUUGAUGAAGGUCGCCCAGGAGGGUGAAAAGGAGUGUGACCCACUGUGGGCUGCCUUCCUGAGGGCAGGGGACAUUGAGCCUCCAGCUGCCUCUCCUCCUUUGUACUCAGGGCUGCAUUUUGUGGAGCAGCACCGAGAGCAGCUGAUCCAACGAGUGACGUCUGUCAGCACUGUCCUGGACCGGCUCUACGGGCACGUCCUGAGCAACGAGCAGUACCAGAGCAUCCGAGCAGUGCCCACCAUGCAGGAGCAGAUGCGGCUCCUCUACAGCUUCGUGCCCAGCUGGGACGUCGCCUGCAAGGAUCUGUUCCUGGACGCUCUGAAGGCUACCAACAGUCACCUCAUCCAGGACCUCCAGGGACAGUGAAAACCAUCUCAGGGAGGUUCUGAGUGAGCUCAGCUCAUGGGCACCUUGGGAAGAUGAGCCCCUGGAUGGGCUCUAAAUGACUCAGGGAGCCCUGAGCAGGAAGAUUCUGUCUCAUUACAGUCUCAUUUUCAUGCUGAUGGUAUCAUGCUUUAUCAAGUAAUUAGCCCUUAAUGAGCCUAAAGACCAAUUUCAGGGCAAUUUCCCUUCCUUGCUGACACCAGAGUAUUAUCACUUUUGACACACUUGGGGCUGAAUUGUGCCCUUUUCACUCGUUCUUCCCAUAUUUGUCAUCAAUUUUUCCCACUUUUCUGUCCUCGGGGGACAACUUUGAGACUGUGAACCCAUUGUUUUUCCCUUUCACCUUUCUUCGGUGGACUCUGGGAGCAAUGCAUUAGCAGCAAUUGCUUCCAGAGGUAAAGAAAUGUACAGGGACAGUUUUCCCUAUCAUCACGUAACUCAUUUCAUUUCAAUCGACCUUUGUGGUUCAGCCAUUCAGGCCUUGAAAUUCCCAAACACACCAGGGCAGGGCAUUAUCCCUCCAAUAAUAACCUCCAACAGAGCAACAUUAAAAGUACCAAAGUAUCAAAUGCUUACUGACAUAAUUCCACCGUUGUGUUGGCCUCAAGGCAGCGGGAGGUGGUAAUGUGCAUGAUACACAAGGUCAUCUGGGAUAUCGGCCACGUUGGGCCCAAGCUGCAAGGAUGGGGGCUGGGUCUGGCAGAGUGGGGCCUGAGGAGGUGGGUUCUACACAGGAUGAUGUGUCUCCAUGGGGUCUUCAUGAGGUAGAGGUUGUCAGUGGGGCUGGGCUCCAAGGGUUGUGGGGUCCCCACGGGGGGUAGGGUCUCCACAAGAUACAGCUUGUCAAUAAGAUGGGCUUUCAUUCGUUAUAGGGUCUAUAACACCAUAUAGGUGUGGAAGUUAGGGCCUCCAAGGGGUGGAUCUUCCAAGCGUUUACGCAGUCUGCAUGGGAUACAGGGGGGUCAGCAGAACUGCUGUCCUGGACUUCUGGAGGGCAGACGUCCAGCCGUUCAGAGCAGCCAUGUCCAAACGGAGGCCCAGCACAGCUUGCAUUGCAGCCGCUCCUCUCAUCAGUGUGCUGCGAACCCGACCUGGGCUGAAAGCAGGGACAGGGAGGGCGCAGCGCAGCGCCAGCUCAGGUUACAGCAAACCAGUUUAUGCAUUUUAUUACGUUGCCUUACAGUCCUGUGAGAACAAAAAAGAUGCAGCCAGGUUUUUUUUUUGCGGUAAAGGAAUGCGAGGAUAAGUUUCAACAUGACUGCCUAAAAAAAUCACUGGUUUAUCUGUGACUCCAUUUUCUGUCGAUGUCAGUACAUUCCCUGUGGAUUUGCAACCGGAAUCUUAGUUGCAAAUAAAGUUGCAAUCAAAAAUCUGAUCAUGUCUCUUUACCAGACUUGGAUAAGCCCUCUGUGACAGAGAGAAACACCCCUUGUUUCCCGGUCACACCAUCCUCCUGUCACUGCUGUUUGGCUGUAGGUACAUUUGUCAACAAGUGUUUUCAAGGAUGAAGCACAGAAAGAGUAAAACUCCAUCAAGAAUCUCUGACAAAGACCUUGACAACUCACUGAGAAUUGCAAUCACUGCCACUGAAUCUGACCGAUACGGUACUUUCACAACAAGGUCCCAUAUCCCACUGGUUUUAUAUUACUGUUGCUUUCUUUUUAAUACCUUAUAGUGAAAGAUCACUAAAAAUUAAAGUAACAUUUGUACUUGUGUACAUUACCUAUACUAUACAUUUAAUGAGGACUGCUCCAAAGGUAAUGCCUCCUGUUUGCCCACAACAACAGAGCUGGACGUUGGUGGGAAAGCAGUAGAGGUUGAACCUUCACACCAAUUUUCCACUAACUUUUGUUUUCACACGACAGGCAGCUGCCUCAGCUCAGGCUCGGCCCAGGGGCUUCCAGAGGCCUUCCAGCAGCUGCAUGGCCCCCCUCAAACUGCACUCCAAUACCUCCACCACAGCCCCCUGCAGCCGCCCCGCACUUUCCCCCCUCACUGCUGCAGCAGUGAGAAGAUCACCAGGGACACCGCUGGCAGCGGCACUCGGGCCCCAUCUUCCUCCUCCUCCUCGCUAUUCGACGCCUCCCCUGGAACCUUCAGCCUCGCUCAGGGGGUUUUCGCCAUAUUUCCCCUGAGCGCUGGCUCUGAGCCGCUCUCCAAAGCCACGUCCAGCACCAGCGUGCGGGAAAGGCGGGCAGCCAUGGUGUGGGAGAGGGGAACAAAAGGGAGAAGAGGGAGUCGAGAGGACACGGGCUCCCUUAGGCAUGCAGACCCCCGGCCGCGUGCCACUGCCAGACCCUCGCCCCGAGUCCAACAGGAGCACCCCAACAAACAGCCCCGUGCCGC